AUGUUUUGGUUCAACCCCCACUCCAAGUGGGGAAAGAGCCACGAAGUGGUCCCGAGCAGCAGUUUGCCCCACCGGCUCUUCAGCAUCACACUCCACCUGGCUGAAACUAGUGAGACUUUCCCGUUAGCCGGGUGCUACGGCGACUUGACUGUGUUGAAGUUGAAGCACCAUCUGGAGCUGCUGACUGGCAUCCCCCUGCAUUUCCAACGCCUCCAGUACCUGGAUGAAGUAGAUCUGCCAGAUGAGUCUACGUUUAAGUACAAUGAUAUUGUCCCUGGCGGAACAAUUACUAUACGCAUCUGGCGACAAGAUGGCUGGGGGCUUCUUGUGGCAGCUGCUGCUGAAGGAGAUAUUACCCAGCUAAUAAGUUUAGGAGUUACAAAGGGAUCCACAUGCAACACUCCAAAUUCACAGUUACUGAGACCAGAAGAGAAAAGGGAAUGGAUCGCGCAUCGAGCAUUUGUGGCAUUGUACGUUGCCAGCCACAGAGGUCACGUUCCAGCUGUAGAAUUUCUCCUGGAAAAUGGUGCAGAUUUGCAUGCUAAAACACCACUGGGGAGGACUGCUCUUCAUGCUGCCACUGUCAUGGGCCGAUGUGACUGCAUUGAUCUGCUCCUUAGCUGGGGGGCACAAACUUCUGACCCAGACAAUGAGGGACAAAGUGCAGUGAGCCUAGCCCGCCUCUGGGGCCAGAAGCAAAGCGAACGCAGACUGUUCCAUUUCCAGUGGCAGCAGAGAGCAACUGGCAGCACGUCACCCUCACCAAGUCGGAACUUACAUCAGAAGUUGGAUUCCAGGGCACAGGGGUCUCAGUCACGUGCUAAAAUACACGUGGGCUAAUUUAUUUAGUGCUGGCCAGUUUCAGGGGACAGUCAAUAAUUCUCCCAGAAAGCCACAUGUUAAAUAUUGGGGAGGGGGGGGAAUCCGUGUGGUUCAGAUACUAAAUGAGCUCUUGUGUUGGUGAUGCUGCAGCCUCGAUGACAGAAGGCUUGACAGCACAGCUCCUAGACACGCUCUUAAUUUGUAGGUUAUAGGGAUCUGGAAAAUUGUUACAUACCCAUUUAAUUAAUACACUUAGUAGUGAGACCUCAGACCUGCCUGUGAACUCACCUUGGAAUGCUCAGUGUUGGGGUAAUUUUCUGAUGGUUGGCACUAGGUUGUGACAGUAUUGUCUAGUGGGUGUAUCAGAGGGCUAGGAAUUAGGACUUCUAGGUUAUUAACUCCGU
Molecule: messenger RNA, 1226 nt
Organism: Malaclemys terrapin pileata
Lineage: Eukaryota; Metazoa; Chordata; Testudines; Emydidae
Gene: ANKRD60
Product: ankyrin repeat domain 60
Exons: 4
Coding region: 1-840 (279 amino acids)
Molecular function (GO): protein binding
Source: RefSeq, a predicted model, not a curated record